AUGGGCACAUUGAUCGAUCGGUUUGAGGAGCAUGACGGACCAGUUCGCGGCAUUGAUUUCCACAAGACCCAACCACUCUUCGUUUCUGGCGGAGAUGACUACAAGAUCAAAGUCUGGUCGUACCAAUCGAGAAGAUGUCUGUUUACUCUCAAUGGCCAUCUUGACUAUGUCCGCACAGUAUUUUUCCAUCAUGAGCUCCCUUGGAUCCUCUCCGCAUCAGACGAUCAAACGAUCAGAAUUUGGAAUUGGCAGAAUCGGUCUCUGAUCUGCACCAUGACCGGUCACAAUCAUUACGCUAUGUGCGCGCAAUUCCACCCGAAGGAAGACCUCAUCGUCUCCGCCUCGCUUGAUCAGUCGGUAAGAGUAUGGGAUAUUUCAGGUCUCAGGAAGAAGCAUUCAGCUCCAACCUCAAUGAGCUUUGAAGAUCAAAUGGCGCGUGCAAACCAGCAACAAGCAGAUAUGUUUGGCAAUACCGAUGCAGUGGUCAAGUUCGUCCUCGAAGGUCACGAUCGAGGCGUCAACUGGGUCGCGUUCCACCCAACUCUUCCACUGAUCGUUUCAGCCGGUGAUGAUCGCCUGGUCAAGUUGUGGAGAAUGAGCGAAACAAAGGCAUGGGAAGUUGACACAUGUCGAGGUCAUUUCCAGAAUGUAUCAGCAUGUCUCUUCCAUCCCCACCAGGACUUGAUUCUGUCGGUGGGCGAAGACAAGACUGUCCGAGUUUGGGAUCUAAAUAAGAGAACCUCCGUCCAAUCCUUUAAGAGAGAGAACGACAGAUUUUGGGUGAUAGCUGCGCAUCCGGAGAUCAACCUUUUUGCUGCCGGACAUGACAACGGAGUUAUGGUCUUCAAGCUUGAACGGGAGCGGCCAGCAUCCUCAGUUUAUCAGAACCAGCUCUUUUAUGUUACCAAGGACAAGCAUGUCCGCUCUUACGAUUUUACAAAGAACACAGAGUCGCCCUCUCUGCUCUCACUUAGAAAGUUUGGGAGCAAUUGGGUGCCUCCUCGGACAUUGUCAUACAACCCUGCAGAGCGUUCCAUACUGGUCACAUCACCGUCAGACAGUGGUAGCUACGAACUGAUUGGACUUCCUCGAGAUGCUACCGGUGCUUCGGACCCAACAGAUAUUAAGCGAGGAUCCGGGAAUGCUGCCGUCUUUGUCGCACGCAACCGUUUCGCUGUCUUCAGCUCCUCGACUCAACAGGUGGAGAUCAAAGACUUGAGCAACUCCACCACAAAGGCCUUCAAAGCCCCAACACCUGGGACCACCGAUAUCAGUUACGGUGGUACUGGAUGCUUGUUACUUCUGAGUCCAUCGAACGUUAUUCUCUACGAUAUCCAGCAGAAGAAGCAGCUCGCCGAGCUAGCUGUGGCGGGGGUCAAAUAUGUCUCAUGGUCCAACGAUGGUCUAUAUGCUGCUCUGCUCAGCAAACACAACGUCACAAUUGUGAACAAGAAUCUUGAACAAGUCAGCACAUUACAUGAAACCAUCAGAAUCAAGAGCGCAACAUGGGAUGACUCAGGUGUCUUGCUCUACUCGACCUUGAAUCACAUCAAAUACACUCUUCUUAAUGGUGAUAAUGGCAUCCUGAGAACUCUUGAUCAGACGGUAUACCUGGUCAAGGUCAAAGGUCGCAACGUGUAUUGUCUCGACCGAGCAGCUAAACCUAAGGUUCUGAGCAUCGACCCAACAGAAUACCGCUUCAAGCUUGCCUUAGUCAAACGAAAUUACGACGAAAUGCUUCAAAUUAUCAAGAACUCAAGCCUGGUUGGACAGAGCAUCAUUGCCUAUGUGCAGAAAAAGGGCUAUCCUGAAAUCGCACUUCAGUUCGUCCAAGACCCGCAGACAAGGUUCGAGCUGGCCAUCGAGUGUGGUAACCUAGAGGUCGCAACCGAGAUGGCCAAAGAGCUUGACCGACCGAAGAUUUGGACUCGUCUCGGGGCUGAAGCUCUUAUCCAUGGUAACCAUCAGACCGUUGAGAUGACAUACCAGAAACUUCGAAAUUUCGACAAGCUUUCUUUCCUUUAUCUCUGCACUGGUGAUCAGGAGAAGCUUACAAGAAUGGCGAAGAUUGCAGAGCAUCGUAGCGACUUUGUGUCACGCUUCCAAAAUGCUCUUUACCUGGGUGACGUCGAAAGCCGCAUCCAAAUGUUCAAGGAAAUCGAUCUCUACCCUCUGGCUUAUCUGACAGCAAAGACACAUGGCCUGACGGAGGAGUGCCAGUCCAUUCUUGAGUUGUGCGGCCUCACUGAAGAUCAAAUAUCGAUGCCGGAAUCUGGCAAAGCACUUGUACCUCCCAAAGCCGUUGUGCCUACGUACAAGGCGAAUUGGCCAGUUAAGGAGGCUUCUCACUCCUCAUUUGAGAAGGCCUUACUCGGCGAGGUUGGAGGCACUGUUGAGGAUGACGACGGACAUGACCUCUUGAAUGAAGAUGUCCCUACCACUGCGGAUGGCGCUGGUCUUACGAUCGAAGAUGAAGCCGAAGCCGGGGAAGGAUGGGACAUGGGCGAUGACAUCGGCCUCGAUACCACCGGGGAUGAUUCCGAAUUUGUGAACGUUGACAGCCCUGAUACUGCAGUCGAAGCGGCUGGACCCGGUAGCUCGGAAGCCGAAAUGUGGGCACGCAACUCCCCUCUCGCUGCUGACCACGUCGCUGCGGGUUCAUUCGAGAGCGCUAUGCAAUUGCUCAACCGACAGAUUGGUGCUGUCAACUUCACCCCUCUCAAACCCAGAUUUUUUGAGAUCUAUCAAGCUUCCAAAACCUAUCUACCCGCCAAUACCGGAUUACCUCCUAUCCUCAAUUACGUCCGUCGUAACGUUGAUGAGACAGACAGCAGGAAGGUGCUGCCAAUUAUUCCCAAGACUCUAGACUCUCUCAGCAGUGCGGACUUACAGGAGGGUUAUACUGCUAUGCGAACCAACAAACUUGAAAGUGGUGUUGUCACUUUCCGAACCAUUCUGCAAAAACUUCUGGUGAAUGUAGUUAGUUCAGAAGCUGAAGUGGAUGAAGCAAAGGCUUUGAUCGCAAAGUCAAUGGAGUAUACCCUCGCCAUGAGCAUCGAACUGGAGAGGAGACAGCUUGCCACGGCAGGUGGUGACUCGGAAGAACAGCUCAAGCGACAAUUGGAGUUGUCAGCAUACUUCACCGUGCCGAAGCUGGACGUUCCUCAUCGACAACUUGCACUUAUGGCAGCCAUGAAACUGGCUUUCUCCAAUAAACAGUUCUCCAGUGCCCUCUCCUUUGCUAACCGAGUACUUGCGAACGGCGGUGCUCCGAAGUUGCUUGAACAGGCAAAGAAAGUCAAACAGCAGGCUGAACGCUCCGGCUCGAGCGACAAGAUCGACAUUGAAUACGAUCAAUUUGCCGAGUUCGAAAUUUGUGCGGCUUCUUAUACGCCAAUCUAUACUGGGUCGCAGAGUGUGUCGUGUCCUUUCGAUGGUGCGAAGUACCAGAGCCAGUACAAGGGACAAGUCUGCAAGAUCUGCGAAGUGUGCGAAAUUGGCGCUGCUGCCAGUGGGCUGAGAUUAUGGGUUCGAGGAUUGUAA
Molecule: messenger RNA, 3543 nt
Organism: Exophiala spinifera
Lineage: Eukaryota; Fungi; Ascomycota; Eurotiomycetes; Chaetothyriales; Herpotrichiellaceae
Exons: 3
Coding region: 1-3543 (1180 amino acids)
Biological process (GO): retrograde vesicle-mediated transport, Golgi to endoplasmic reticulum; intra-Golgi vesicle-mediated transport; intracellular protein transport
Cellular component (GO): COPI vesicle coat
Molecular function (GO): protein binding; structural molecule activity
Source: RefSeq, a predicted model, not a curated record